AUGGCACAUCUUCCCCGGUUCCACCGGCGCAAAAAGGAUGUUGCCGCACCAACCUUGAUCACCAACGACCUCCCCGGCAAGACGACGCCACCGCCGGGCGAUCUGCCGCCUGGAUCCCCGAGGCGCUCAUUUCAGAAACUCAGCCCUUUUCGCGUGUUCCAGCGCUCGUCCGGCAAGCGAGCCCGGGAUUCGCCGCCGGCCUCGCUUCCGCACUCCCCGGCCGCCGCGCCAGUACCCGCCGGGGAUUGCGCCGAUGGCCGCCCGGUCUCGCCCAUGUCGCUGAAGACGGACCCCGCCAGCGACGAGGGGCAGAAGCCGGCUAAACCGCCAAAGAUGCCCGCAUUCCUGGACCAGACCCAGGAAGAAAUCGAAAACAAAUUCUCCGAACUCGUUUGGCGCGAGCGCAACCGGCUUAUGCAGUCCAUCACCAACCCGUCGCCCGACUUCCGCUGGGCGCGUGUAUCGGGGCCCCAUCUCAAGAUUCUCGAUCGAUACCUCAACAUCCAGCCGUGGCAGAACAACCGGGUCAAGCUGCAGGUCCCCGAGGGGCACGUGGACUACAUCAAUGCGUCGCCCAUCGUCCUGCCCCCGUCCCCGUAUCCUACAUCCGAUGACCGCGCCGGCGCGGACCGAGAGCCGGACCGAUACAUCGCCAUGCAGGGGCCGAAGCAGACGUCAACAGACCACGUGUGGCGGAUGGUGGUGGAACAGCUCGAGAGCCCCGGCGUGAUCGUCAUGCUGACCGAGACGCACGAGGGCCACUUGGAGAAGUGCUACCCUUACUUCCCGCGCAGCCAAGACGACCCCCCGAUCGAGAUCAACGAGCACGACGAGUUCGGCGACGGGUUCCGGGCGACAGUGCGGUGCGAGGGCAUGGAAGAGACCCCAGCCGGCGACGCGAUCGAGCUACGCAAGCUCGUCAUCCGCGUCCACUCGCAGCCGCAACGCCACACCCGCCCUUCAACAGAAGCGGAGCCCACCAACCCCCCAACCACCGACGACGACGAUCCCGACAUCAAGAUGGAAUCCGCCUCCUCACCACCCACCCCCUCCCCACCUCCCGAGAACGAGAACAACAACGACCCCGAACCCGAAACCCAACCCCCCCAAGAACAAGAACAAGAAGAAGACCAACCAGAACCAACCGCCACCUCAUACUACGAAAAGACCAUCUACCACUUCCUGUACAAGAAGUGGCCCGACUUCGGCGUGCCUUCGCUCGCCGACCUGCACUCCUUCUUCACGCUGAUGCGCCUCUCGCGCGAGCGCAACCGCUCCCCGGCCAGCCCCCGCGUCGUCCACUGCAGCGCCGGCGUCGGCCGCUCCGGCACCUUCGUCGCGCUCGAGCACCUCAUGCGCGAGCUGGACGCGGGCGUGCUCGAGAAUUAUGACGAGCGCGCGGCCGAGGCGGGCGCUGUGGUGUUGGCGCCGUCUUUUGUGGAGGGGUCUGGUGGUGGUGGUGGUGGUGGUGGUGGUGGUGGUGGUGCUGGGGGGGAUGAUGGGGAGGAUGGGAGUGGGGGGAGGAGGAGCCAGAGCCGGAGUGGGAGCCGCGCGGGGAGCGGCUCCAAUAGCCCCGUGCUGAGGCUGCAGGGGCAGGGGGAGGAUCUCAUCUUUGAGACGGUCAACCAGCUACGCGAGCAGCGCAGGACCAUGGUGCAGGCGGAGGCGCAGUAUGUGUUUAUCCACCGGGUCCUGCGGCAGCUGUGGUUGGAGAAGUAUGGGUCGGAGGUCGGGGGUGGUGGUGGUGCUGAGGAGGCAGAGGGGGCCGAGGAGGAGGGUGCUGAGGAGGGACGUCGUGGGGAUGGUGGGGAGCCGGCCGCGAAGAGGUUGGAGUUUGAUCCCUUUGUGGACUGA
Messenger RNA from Chaetomium fimeti, 1854 nucleotides. Its product is annotated as protein-tyrosine phosphatase-like protein. The record is from RefSeq and is a predicted model, not a curated record. The transcript is spliced from 2 exons. Gene Ontology annotation, molecular function: protein tyrosine phosphatase activity. The coding region runs from base 1 to 1854 and encodes 617 amino acids. NCBI's taxonomy places the organism in Eukaryota, Fungi, Ascomycota, Sordariomycetes, Sordariales, Chaetomiaceae. Gene Ontology annotation, biological process: protein dephosphorylation.